AUGGCCACCAGCGAUGCGCCAAAGCUUCCGGAAAAGCGUUAUCUUCUCGUUUGGAUUCACGGCUUCAUGGGAUCGGACGAGAGCUUUGAUUCCUUCCCGUUGGACGUAUUGAGAUCCUUGCGCGAUAGUUAUGGUCUUGUUGGGAUAGAAGCACGGGUCUUUCCACAGUUUGAAACUCACGGUGAUCCAGAAAAGGCUGUCGUGAAACUCAUAAACUGGUUAUUACUACAUGCAACAACUGCCGAAUAUGAUGGUGUUUUGCUACUCGCACAUUCGAUGGGUGGACUCAUGGCCUGUGACGCAUAUAGACAACUAUAUAGAGUCAACACCAAAGCUAAAGUGCAAAGCAGGAGCGAAUGGCUCUUCGAUACAGCCAAGAACGCAGGCCAAUUCGUCCUUGAACGAGGAAUGGCCGUCGCCGAUGUAGUUCGCAUGCCAGUACGAUUGAUUGAACAUAUCAACGUCCCCAAAUUCGUUGACGAUAUAAAUAGAGAAAUGGAUUCCGACGAUAGAUGGGCUGAAGAGGGUGAAAUCCGAUUUCCGAUAAAAGUCGAGCAUGGCGACCUAGUGGUAUUGCAUGACUCAAAUACCACUGAGCCUGCCAUAUCAUUAGAGUCUACUAUAUCGGAAGCCCUUUCAUCCGGUGAAUGGAUGUUUGUACUAAGUCCAGAUGGUGACGAGUUUAGAAUGGUGCCUUGUAUCCGUGCUCAGAAUGACGGGGAUAUCUCGCCUACUCUAGUAUCGGAACAAAUCCAUGAGUUGAAACAAGCAUUGGGAGAUUAUGUGUAUAUAGUGAAAUUGGGUCAAAAUGGUAUAUUAAGACUAUGUAAAGCUGCUGAGAGACCACGGUUGAACGAAGAAGAGUUGACUCAAUGGUGGGCGAAUCUGUGGAAGCACGACGGUAACGGCAAUAAAAGCAAUACUAUCAGUGAACGUGCCGAAUCCAAGAAGCCAAACCCAGCUUCAUAUGGAAGAGCACCACCACCCUUACCUCGACGAGAAGAAGAUACAAAGACUCUUAGUAUCGAGACCACUAUGGCGAGUAGUGGCAACACCGAAACACCGCCUGAAAGUAGUCUUACACCAAUAACUGGCUUCACCGACGAUAUGGGCAGUGUCAGAUCAGAAUCAUCGAGAAUUGUCGACGUGAAUUCCAUCCAAGGUGAUAAAGAGACCAUGUUUUCAGCACCGCCAACUCCCAUACCUAGAGACUCGAUGGCUGGCUCGUCUAGACCAACAUCCAUGGCUGAUUCCUCUCGACGUACUUCUUAUGCUGAUUCAGCAAGACGAGCAGAUUCUAUUAGUGACCUGAAUCCUCGAGACCUCGUAAACAUUGUGGGCAUUGUAUGUUUCGACUCGCCUUUCUUUGGGCUUCACCGCGCAAUCUACCACAAAGCUGCAGGAGAGCGUAUUGUAUCAUUUGCUACUGAGGUUAUACCCUCUGCUGUGCGUGAGAUUCCAGGAGCUAUUCCCAGGGCUAUUGGUGAAAUGAUUCCUCAGAAGAUUGCAGGAUUCUCGAUGCCAUGGAAAUACACUGAAGUUAAUACUCCAGACGCCGUGGAAGUCGCCAAGGACGGAUUCUCAAUGGGCAAAGUCGUAACCUUGCCAGCUGAUGGUAGCGAUGCUAUAAUGAUUCGUGAUGAUCCAACAUGGAGGAAUUCAACAUCAUCACUUGGCAGUCGUCCAAUGUCUAGUGGUUCAUUGGAUGAACCAUCUGGACUACCACCACCACCAUUACCGAAACGUGCAUCAUUAGCUGAUGUUGCUGAAGAAAUCACUGGUAUUGAUAUAAUAGUGUCACCAACAUUAUCUUCAUCUUCAGCUUCGUCAUCCGCUGUACCAAGUAGUUCUUCACAGGUGCUUAUGGCAAAGGACACCGAUGGUGCUGUUAGACCUAUGCAGAGACUCCGUACGGCAGGAAACAACGUCAAGAAUGCAUUGGUUGCUUCAGGAAAAUCAAUGUGGUCUGAAACACGAGAAACAGUCGUCCACACCGACUGGAGGCCUAUAACGACUACUGUGCUCGGAGUAGGCGCAAUUGCUGGUGCAUCUGUUAUCGCUCCUGCGCUGGUCGGUGCUUCGAUUGGAACCGCUAUCGUGCAGAAAGUUGCCGUCAUAGUAGCAUUGAAAUACGGUGACGCAGCAAGAGCUCAUCUUCAAUUCUUGUAUCCAUUGUUUGGCGGAUCUUCGGAUCUGGCUAGUCGGAUAGAUGAUGUGAUUUUAGAGGUUGAGAACGGUCACCUCAAAGGAUUCCGUGUCUUCUUUGUCGAGUUGCCAGAAUCAGAAGGACCACCCAAAACAGUAGGAAAUCCGGCCCCUUCAAAAAUCGAUGCCAUUGUGCAAAAACAUAUGCACAAGACAGACAAACACCCAGCUGUCGCACCAGCAGCUCAAAGAAGGACAUUUGUUGCUACUCCACCACAGAAAUACGCACAUCUCUUCCGAUCUGUUGAGACCGAAUCCAAAGAUGAGAUACACGGCCAUAUGAAUAUGUUUAGUCGUGAAUUGAAUCCUGGACAUUAUUGGAAUUUGGUGAAUUCCUCGGCAGAAGAGAUUGCUCAGGUGUUGAGGAAAUCGGCACCUGUUGCUGCUUCGUAG
Messenger RNA from Synchytrium microbalum, 2598 nucleotides. RefSeq lists its product as uncharacterized. Lineage: Eukaryota; Fungi; Chytridiomycota; Chytridiomycetes; Synchytriales; Synchytriaceae. The coding region runs from base 1 to 2598 and encodes 865 amino acids. The record is from RefSeq and is a predicted model, not a curated record. The transcript has 8 exons.